UUUUCGACUCCUGCAAUUUCCUUCUUCAUCAAUACACAAGCCAACACAAAUUCAACCCAAUAUACAGAAGAAAAAAAGAGGGAAAAAAAUCAUGGCAGUGAAAAACUCAACAUCAGCUCAUGGAAAACGUUCGAGGAGAAAAGCCGAUGAUUCAUCUUCUCUGAUCCCCAAACUUAUGAAAACCCCAAAAACAACAAUGGCUUUAGCUUUACUCAUCAUUGACUCCGUCCUCGUUUCCUUCAUCAUCGCUUACGUCCCUUAUACGAAGAUAGAUUGGGACGCUUACAUGUCUCAGGUUAGUGGGUUUCUUGGAGGAGAAAGGGAUUAUAAUUUCCUUCUUGGGGACACUGGGCCGCUUGUCUACCCGGCUGGUUUCCUUUAUGUUUACUCUGCUAUUCAGUAUGUUACUGGAGGACAAGUUUUUCCAGCUCAGAUUUUGUUUGGGGUUUUAUACACCAUAAACCUGGGAAUUGUCUUAUUAAUCUAUGUAAAGACUGACGUGGUUCCAUGGUGGGCUCUUAGCUUGCUUUGUCUUUCAAAGCGAGUUCACUCAAUAUUUGUGCUUCGACUGUUUAAUGAUUGUUUUGCAAUGACAUUCCUCCAUGCUGCAAUGGCAUCCAUUCUUUUUGGGUGGUGGCGAUUCGGGUUGAUUAUUUUUAGUGCUGCAGUUUCAAUAAAGAUGAAUGUCCUCCUCUUUGCUCCAUCUCUUUUUAUACUCAUGAUAAAGGCUAUGAAUAUCAGUGGGGUAAUAUCAGCUUUAGCAGGUGCGGCACUUGUGCAGAUUGUGCUUGGGCUGCCAUUUCUAGUUUCGUAUCCAAUUGAAUAUAUAUCGCGUGCCUUUAAUCUUGGACGUGUUUUCAUCCACUUCUGGUCUGUCAACUUCAAGUUCAUUCGUGAACCAAUUUUUGUGUCGAAGGAAUUUGCCAUCACUUUACUGAUUGCUCACCUUGUUUUGCUUAUAGUAUUUGCUCAUCAUAAAUGGUGCAAGCAUGAAGGUGGGCUUUUUAAGUUUUUAUAUUCAAGGAUUAGGUGUUGUUUGUCAUCGUCCAGUUCUCCUUGGCCAAAACCCCUCAAGAAAGAACAUAUUGUGACGACCAUGUUUUCUGGAAACUUCAUUGGCGUUAUAUGUGCCCGUUCAUUGCAUUAUCAAUUCUACUCUUGGUAUUUCUAUAGUUUGCCUUACCUAUUAUGGAUAACACCUUUCCCUACGUUGCUUCGUGUGCUUAUUUUCGUUGGAGUGGAGCUGUGCUGGAAUGUGUUCCCAUCCAACUUGUAUUCAUCUAUUCUGCUCCUUUGUCUGCACUUACUUAUACUGUUGGGUUUGUGGUAUUCUACGCCCGAAAAUCCUUACGCGAGUGAGAAGUCGGUUAGUCGAAAGGAAAAAUGAAGCACCCAACCAUUGUAUGAACUUUCUUCAUUUUACCAUUCGAUGAAAUGAUGAAUCCAUUCAUUUCUUAAAGGUUUAAUCAUACCCCCGACCCUUGUAUUCUUAAGAUAU
Hibiscus syriacus is the source of this 1498-nucleotide messenger RNA. RefSeq names its product dol-P-Man:Man(5)GlcNAc(2)-PP-Dol alpha-1,3-mannosyltransferase-like. The transcript has 13 exons. The record is from RefSeq and is a predicted model, not a curated record. Bases 92 to 1387 code for a protein of 431 amino acids. Gene Ontology annotation, molecular function: dol-P-Man:Man(5)GlcNAc(2)-PP-Dol alpha-1,3-mannosyltransferase activity. NCBI's taxonomy places the organism in Eukaryota, Viridiplantae, Streptophyta, Magnoliopsida, Malvales, Malvaceae. Gene Ontology annotation, cellular component: endoplasmic reticulum.